AGGCCGCGCGUGGCUGCGGGCGCCGCCUCUGCUCGGCGCGGGCCCCGCGCGGGCAGGACUCGAGCAGGGGACUCUGGAUCAUGCGCACGGCGUGGGGUACCUACUACUACGCGAGGUGCUCCAUCAACGGCGUCGUCGUGAGGACCCGCGCCACCAGGUCCCCGGCAGAGGCCGAGCGUCUCAGGCGCGCCCUCAUCGCCCUGCAGCGCGUCGGGGCCGCCGCCGGCGAAGACGAGAGGCUGCUGCUGGAUGCGGCAGUUGCCGCGGCGGACCUGGGGCUGGUCUGCCGUCGUGCUGGACGCCCGCCGCUGGGUCGGCAGGACCAUACCGUCGCCGGCCGUGGCCACCAUGGAGGAGGCGCUGCUGCUGCGCAGGCGGCUGGCCCGUGCGGCGAGGCGCGGCUGGCACGCGGUGCGCGAGGAGUGGGUGCAGUGGAUGACGGCACCCCGAGGGGUCAGGCGGGGCGCCGGCCGAUCCUACGCCGAGGCGGAGUCCAUCGCCGCCUCUGCCGAGGGCGCGUUCCAGGCAAAGCGCCUGGAGAGCCAGCGGCGGCGCGGUGCGCUCCAGGACGCACGCCGCUCCCGGGCGGC
Messenger RNA from Prorocentrum cordatum, 590 nucleotides. The record is from the annotation of a GenBank genome assembly. NCBI's taxonomy places the organism in Eukaryota, Dinophyceae, Prorocentrales, Prorocentraceae.